AUGGAGGAUACUUAUAGGUCUUCUCAAAAUUUUUCAAAAAUUUCUAGAAAAAUUUUCAAAAAAAUUUCGGAAAAAUUUUUUCAGAAAAUUCAAAAAAAUUUUUCUUUAGAUAUCCUCAUUGAAAUUAGCAGUUAUUUGCACGUUCACAACCCCUACCUCGUAUUCAGACCAUUACCAGCACAAAUAUCAGAUGCUAUAAUGUACUAUCAAGAAAGGGGAGAAAUAAUUUCUAAUCAAAUAAUUUUUCGUUGUUAUGGAGAAAAUUUUGAAAAAUUAGCAUUGAGAGAAAAAAGGGAAAAUGAAGAGACUGGCAGAGAAAAUGAAAGGGAGAGAAGAGAGAAUAAUUUUGACUACUGUAAUUAUUCUGAUUUUAAUUCUUCUGUUAAGAGAAAAACAAAAAAGCUGGAUUACAUCAAUUUUAAAACUUUUAAUUUAAAAGCGAGAAGAACAAAAAUUGCUGUAGAACAAUUUAAAGAUAGGUUAUUAAAUAUUAGAGGACUGUGGCAUUCUUUUCCCCGCCUAAUUUGUAGAGAGGGAGGAAUUCAAGCUAAACCGGGAGAAAAAUGUUGGAAUGGGGAAAAUUUUUAUUUUGAAGAUGUUCAGUCUAAAAUUAGAGAAAAUGCAACAAUUAAUGGCAACAAUAAUGGUGAGAGAUUAACUAUAACAACAAAAACAAUGUUACAAAUCCAAAAAACGGUUGAAUAUUUAGUUAGACAAAAUGAGGAAUUAUUUUUAUUAGAGGCUAUAAGACAAAGAAAUGUUGAAAAUAAUGAGAAAAAUAGUGAAGAUGAAAAGGUUAUUAAUUAUUGGGAUGAAGAAACUAAUUGGGAUGUUGAAAGAUUAGAGGGUUCUAAAGUAAAAAGGAAUAGGGCAGCAACUACUAGAAUUUACCAAAUAAAUAUUUUAUUAUUUUUAAUUUUUGUGAUAAUUAUUAUUAAUUUUGUUUUGUAA
Meloidogyne enterolobii is the source of this 951-nucleotide messenger RNA. Lineage: Eukaryota; Metazoa; Nematoda; Chromadorea; Rhabditida; Meloidogynidae. The record is from the annotation of a GenBank genome assembly.